Nematostella vectensis (starlet sea anemone) is the source of this 2020-nucleotide messenger RNA. Its product is annotated as multiple epidermal growth factor-like domains protein 6. The transcript has 10 exons. Bases 216 to 1193 code for a protein of 325 amino acids. Lineage: Eukaryota; Metazoa; Cnidaria; Anthozoa; Actiniaria; Edwardsiidae. The record is from RefSeq and is a predicted model, not a curated record. Gene Ontology annotation, molecular function: calcium ion binding.
GCGUUUUGUGUGGAAUCUCUUCAAGGUCACGGUUGACGCAAAACAGCGAUUAUUGACGCAAAGCUUUGCAUCGUUAAACUUACUGUUUCUCCGAACACCACUUGGCACCACGACGAGGUACCCGCGUGUUAUAUUAAUUCAAGGCUGAAUUUCAACGAUAGGGUUUCAUUUGGUAACAAACAAACGCAUUCACUUUUUGCGUGUUAGUUGGGACGAUGUCUUGCAUUGGACCGAUGUCUAGGGCAGAUUUGGUGCUAUUGUGUGUUUUGGCUAGCGUCUACACAUCCUACAGCUUGGACUUUGUAGAGAAAAAUGGCUUGAAACUUAACGGCUCAAACGUCUGUAGGGAAGACAUUUCAAGGACUUCUACUUCCUUUCAGCGCAAAAAAGUGGUGAUUUAUUACUAUACCAGAAUUUGUGAAUGGUUUGGGAUAUGCUAUUUGAAAUCAAUACCUGUGACGAAGGAGGUGACCGUUCCUGAUAUAAAGUACGAAUGGGGAGAGAAGCUCUACUGUUGCACGGGAUGGGCCAAACGGUCAGAAGAAGACGGGGAUUGCUUAAAACCGAUCUGUACGAUGGACUGCGAUCAUGGCCAGUGUGUUGGUCCUGACAGGUGUGAAUGUGAUAAUGGUUGGACGGGAUACAUUUGCGAAAGGGACGUCAACGAAUGUUACCAAGACAACGGCAAGUGCGAGCAAGGUUGCAUAAACACUUAUGGUUCUUUUCACUGCGGAUGCUGGAGAGGUUACAAAGUCAACCCUUCAAACGCCUCGAAAUGCCUUGAUGUUGACGAAUGUGCAAAGACACCAUCACCUUGUCGAUGCGUUCAAGAACACCCACAAUGCAAAGCGAUGUGUAUUAAUACCAUUGGAAGUUAUAAGUGCGCAUGUCAUCCUGGAUUUCGACUGACCAGUCAGAACGAGUGCAUUGAUUUGGACGAGUGCCUGUCCGGUUUUACCAACAAAUGCGCUCAGGAGUGUAUCAACACGGUCGGGGCGUACAAGUGCGCCUGCUUCAAGGGAUAUCAGGGGACCACCGACGACAACAUUGAGUGUCAAGAUGUUGACGAAUGCCAAAAUAACAAUGGCGGGUGUGAGCAAAAUUGUGUCAACAUUCCGGGGAGCUACCGCUGUAACUGCAACCUGGGCUUUACUCUUCACUUUAACGGCAGGAAUUGUACAGCCGAAUCUUAGACAGGUGUCAAAAACAAACUGUGUUACACAGCAAAGAGAAGCAUAGUUCACCUCUACUUCUGAAGAGCGUCAUAGAUUGUUUAAGAAUACUCAACAUAAAAUAAAUGAUUUGCACAAAUCAUUUAUUCCACAAAUCAUGAUACAAGAACAAUACAAGAACGAAAAAAAACUGAGAUAAAUUAAGGCUUUAGAGAGGCUGUUAUAGCUGAACAAAUACAAGAACGUUACUUAGCGAAUAAAAAGCGAAUGUAAUAGUUCAGGGGCUGAGAGGAUGUGUUUCGCUUGUACGCCACCCCCCCCCCCCCCCCCCCCCCACAGCCACCCAGCCCUAGGGACCGAUCAUUGAUAUCUGACGAGGAGGUAAUAGAUAAUUUCCCUGCUCGAUAUUUCCUCUCAUCAACCUCGCUAAGCCCUUUAGCAAGGCAUACUUGCUAUUUUUUCGAGAGAUUUUGGCUUGCAUGAUUCCGUAUCCCGUAUCCCUUAAUCAUAAACCCUCACCUUUAAAAUUCUUUUACAGUUCUUGUGAAUAAUAGAAAGUUCAUUGUUGAGAUAUUGUUUUUUGUUUUGUUUUGUUUUGUUUUGUUUACUAAAAGGAACAAUGGAAUUGACAGAAAGAGUUUCAAGGAAAAUUUUAAUUUAAUUAAAAUUAAUUAAUAUAAUAAAGUUUGAAAUUAAAUUAAAAUGGUUUAGUUAGUUAUAAGUUCGGAUCUGUCAUCCUUAGACCUAGCGUUGUGCCGGAGAAAACUACAUUACAGAAUCAUAUGUGUGUGUCUAUGUACUAUGAUAUAAAACAUUUGAGUAGGAAUAAAAUAGUAUAAAAUAUCACA